This is a messenger RNA of Homalodisca vitripennis (glassy-winged sharpshooter), 1610 nucleotides long. RefSeq names its product cyclin-dependent kinase 10 (gene Cdc10). The transcript has 9 exons. Gene Ontology annotation, molecular function: ATP binding; cyclin-dependent protein serine/threonine kinase activity. Gene Ontology annotation, cellular component: nucleus. NCBI's taxonomy places the organism in Eukaryota, Metazoa, Arthropoda, Insecta, Hemiptera, Cicadellidae. Gene Ontology annotation, biological process: protein phosphorylation; regulation of mitotic cell cycle. The coding region runs from base 191 to 1465 and encodes 424 amino acids. The record is from RefSeq and is a predicted model, not a curated record.
CUAGCGUUCUUCGUCUGGUUUGUUGUUGAGAUUUUGAUUUGUUAAUCUUGUAAUUUUUAAGGUUAACUUUGAAUUUUGAAGCGGCGUUUGAGCAUUAAACAACGUAUUCCAAUUAAAGUGCUAAAAUUAUUUUAUUUUACAUACGGUUUGAUUUUGUGAGACAUCCUUUUGUAUUAACAGUCAAGAGGAAAUGGAAGGAAUAGAAGUGGCUCCAGUACCUAAAAGGAUUAUACCUAUUAAAGAAGAAAAGGAAAAAGAGAGUGAUGAAGGCAAACAAAGUGGAGAUGCAAACGUAGAUCCGAGUGCUCCAAUUCAAAAUAAAGGCAUCCUAACAUCAUUUGUAAAUGGCAAAAAGAUGGCAAUUCCUGAACAAGAUCUGUUUGGCCGAUGCAGAUUCGUAUCAGAGUUUGAAAAGUUAAACAGAAUUGGUGAAGGAACUUACGGAAUUGUUUAUCGUGCGUUGGAUACGAAGAACGACUGUGUGGUGGCUCUGAAGAAGGUCCGCAUGGAACACGAGAAAGACGGUUUACCUGUGAGUGGUCUGCGAGAAAUAUCAGUUCUUCUCAGCUGUCGACACGAGAACAUUGUUCAGCUGAAAGAAGUGGUUGUAGGCAGAAGCUUGGAAAGCAUAUUCCUGGCAAUGGAGUAUUGUGAGCAGGACCUGGCCAGUUUGCUGGACAACAUGAAGGCUCCUUUCUCCGAGUCACAGGUGAAAUGCAUCAUGAUCCAAGUGUUGCGCGGGCUGCGUUACUUACACCGCAACUUCAUCGUCCACAGGGAUCUUAAAGUAUCGAAUCUACUCAUGACUGAUAAAGGUUGUGUCAAAAUAGCGGACUUCGGAUUGGCUCGCUGGUUCGGACUGCCUGUGAGACCGAUGACGCCACGUGUAGUCACACUUUGGUAUCGUGCACCAGAGCUGUUGCUUCAAGCUCGAACUCAGACCACCAGUGUGGACAUGUGGGCAGCUGGGUGCAUUCUGGGUGAAUUGCUUGACCACAGACCACUUCUCCCUGGAAGAUCGGAGAUCGGACAGCUAGAGUUGAUAGUGGACCUUCUUGGUACGCCCAGUGAUGCCAUCUGGCCUGAGUACUCAUCCCUACCAGCACUUGCCAAUUUCACUCUGAAGCAGCAGCCAUAUAACAAUCUGAAGCAGCGGUUCCCAUGGCUCACACCAGCAGGGCUGCGUCUCCUCAACUUCCUCUUCAUGUACGAUCCUAAGAAGCGGGCUACAGCAGAAGAGUGUUUGCAGAGCUCUUACUUCAAGGAAGCACCUUUACCGUGUGAACCAAAGAUGAUGCCCACGUAUCCUCAGCAUCGCAACAUGAAAGCUGCUGCAGCCAAGAAUGCCAACAAUAUUAACCCUCCUCCGCCCCCUGUUGUGAGUGGUAUUGAUUUGGAGCCGGCCAACAACCUCAGUGAUUUGUUGAACCUGGGCAACCUUGUGAAGAGGAGAAAAAUCGACUAACCAUUUUAAUCUAUCAUGCUUACUACAUUGAUUGUAAAUACUGUUUUAUUUUUUUCAUAUUUUUAAUGUUACGUAUGUAUGCAAUGUAGAUCAAGCUUAACACAUAAAAAGCCAUCAAAAAGUAAAAUGAGUACUUUGAACAAUU